CCUUGUCCUUGGCAUCCUCGCCGUUCAGGAUAAACACAUGGCUAAGCUGAGUAAAGAGACCAAACAGCGGCUGCAGCAGCUUUUCCAGUGCGGCCAGUUUGUCAUCCGAUGGGGUUUUAUCCCAACCGUGCUGUACCUCGGUUUCAAACGUGGAGCAGAUCCCGGAAUGCCUGAACCCACAGUCUUAAGUUUGCUAUGGGGCUGAGAAACAUCCCCUCCCUCUCUUGGAGACCAUGUGACCCACCCGUCUGUUGGAAUUCUGGGAAAUGGACAUUAUUUUUCACUUUCCUCUCCACCAAUCAUACUGUCCAGCAUCUGAGGAGUAAAGAUCGAAUGUGAUCUGUGGCCAUGUUGUGUAUGGUUGUGUUAUACAGUUAAAUUAUGAAGAGUGUUGGCAACAGAGAUGGAAGAUGCUUGGAUUAACAAACAGGAAUCAAGACUGUAUCCCUGAAAAUACGUUGUACUGACCAUCAGUUAGUGUUUUGUUUAUGAAUAUGAGACACAGAUGUUUGGGUAUAUCAUUUGUUCCAUGUUUUUCCUCUUUUUAUUUGUAAUUUAAAAUUUCUGAAAAUAAAUCCUCAACAAAAUGUCA
Messenger RNA from Toxotes jaculatrix (banded archerfish), 592 nucleotides. RefSeq names its product translocase of outer mitochondrial membrane 7 homolog (yeast) (gene tomm7). The coding region runs from base 38 to 205 and encodes 55 amino acids. Gene Ontology annotation, biological process: protein import into mitochondrial matrix. Gene Ontology annotation, cellular component: mitochondrial outer membrane translocase complex. NCBI's taxonomy places the organism in Eukaryota, Metazoa, Chordata, Actinopteri, Toxotidae. The record is from RefSeq and is a predicted model, not a curated record. The transcript has 3 exons.